AUGGAGUCAUACGUCAACCCCCUCUCCCUCUCCUCGGCAAGCUAUGCCGCCGAGCUUGCUGCCCCCUCCUCUGCUAACCGCAGCCUCAGUCGGUCUCGUCGCCGCGGCCAGGCUUGCAUUUAUGACGACGACGAGGACAGCCGCCUAGUGGCCCGGGCUGUCGAUGACAUCUGCGGCCACCCCUUCUGGAGCCAGGCCAGUCUACUAGACAACAUGGGAGCCAACCGCGCAGCGGUCCCGGCCUCCGGGGACGGGUACUCGGGUCCUUUUGUGGCCCUUCCGUCCCAAAUCGCGGACCGCGUCUCGGGGCUGAUCAGCAGUCCCCGCGUUCCGCCGCAUCGCAGCGGCCUUCGACCUGGCAAGAGCUGUCUCAAGUCAUCGGCAUCAAGGGUGUCGUCUUCUGCGAGCAAAAAACAGGUCAGCUUCCAACACGGGUUGGAAGAUCUCAAGCUGCGGUGUAUGAUCACCGGCCAAGUCCACCCGCCCAAGUUCCGUGACAGGAAGCAAUACAAUCGGGACAUCUACGAGCUGCGUGAGGCGAAUGCCUGCGCUAAGCGUGAAUCGGAAAGUGGAGAGAUUGCGUUGUCGGGGGGCUACGAGCCGGUGAUGGGGGUGUCACCCGAGCAAGAUCUGGAGGCAGCCCAGUAUCUUGCCGAGUUAAGGGAGCUCGAGUGGGGAGCUGCGAUGGCCAAGGUCAUCGCUAAGAUCGACAAGGCGCGCAGCACCCGUGUCCCCAGCAAGAAGCACCGCCAUCUCCAUCCGGAGGUGGUGGCCUCUCGCCGGCACAACCGUGCCGCGCGGGAGUCUCGCCUCUUGCCGAGCCUCCCUACCCCCGCCUUCGCCUUCGCCAACCCACUUUGCGGGGGUCGCCGCUUUGGGGGUUAG
Messenger RNA from Lasiosphaeria miniovina, 885 nucleotides. RefSeq lists its product as uncharacterized. Lineage: Eukaryota; Fungi; Ascomycota; Sordariomycetes; Sordariales; Lasiosphaeriaceae. Bases 1 to 885 code for a protein of 294 amino acids. The record is from RefSeq and is a predicted model, not a curated record. The transcript has a single exon.